AUGCUGUUCACCAGCCAGCCCACUGAACUCCUCGUUACCGUGCUUGCUGUGAUUGCUGCUUUUGCCCCACCGAUCGCCGCCGAAUCCUUCGCUAGUACCAUCAUCUACACGGGUAAAGAUUGCUCAGGAACUCCGUUGGUUGUUUCAGUCAUUGGUUCCGUCGACUGCGAGGCUGUAGAGUGCGUACUGUUCAUCGCUGACAGCGUAACUUACUCGUCCGAAACAACGUGCGAGACUACAGAUCGGCAAACGUACGUGGCCGACACGUUCGCUGGUUCCAGUUAUGUCAUGAUCGAGACAUAUUCCAAGUUAUGCACGUUCUUCUUGGGGGCUAUGGCGUUUCUUGCAACAGGGGAGUGUCAGGUUUAUGAUGAUCACGGCGACAACUACUUCAUCGCCAAGGUGAAUAAAGAUGGCUCGGCAAGCCAAGGCAUCUACAACGACAGCUCGUGUACUGGAUCUCCAUUCCUCGGGUAUGAACCAGACAGCGAGACGGUCUCGAGUCACUCGUGCUACAACAACUACAGCGUCAUUUACACAAGCAGUUCUAGUACUGCUACUAGUUCUAGCGUUUCAGUCAGUACUCGUUCUCAGACAGCGUCCAGUAGCAGGGGAAACUCAGGUAUAAAUGUCGGUUCUAACGGCAUUAGUCCAUCUAACAGCUCUAUAAUCGACGAAGCAGGAUCCGAGACUACAGUGUCAACCACGCCGGUCGAGAGCUCUGGAGGAGUCAGCACGGGUGCUAUCGUCGGGAUCCUUGUAGCGUACGUCAUUCUUUGCGUAGCUGCGUGCAUCUUGUGUAUGGAUCGAAUGGAAAAUUUCAUUCGCAGCCUCGGAUUAAGAAGAUAA
Phytophthora nicotianae INRA-310 is the source of this 849-nucleotide messenger RNA. RefSeq lists its product as hypothetical. Bases 1 to 849 code for a protein of 282 amino acids. The record is from RefSeq and is a predicted model, not a curated record. The transcript has a single exon. Lineage: Eukaryota; Oomycota; Peronosporomycetes; Peronosporales; Peronosporaceae.